AUGGAGGUGCCUAACGUCAAGGACUUCCAGUGGAAGCGCCUGGCGCCGCUGCCCAGCCGCCGGGUUUACUGCUCCCUGCUGGAGAGCGGGGGGCAGGUCUAUGCCAUCGGGGGAUGUGACGACAACGGCAUCCCCAUGGACUGCUUUGAGGUCUACUCCCCCGAGGCCGACCAGUGGACCGCCCUGCCCCCCCUGCCCACAGCCCGGGCCGGGGUGGCCGCCAUCGCCCUGGGGAAGCGGAUCAUGGUGAUCGGGGGUGUGGGCACCAGUCAGCUGCCCCUGAAGGUCGUGGAGAUGUACAACAUCGAUGAGGGCAAGUGGAAGAAGAGGAGCGUGCUGCGAGAGGCCGCCAUGGGCAUUUCUGUCACGGCCAAAGACUACCGAGUGUACGCGGCUGGUGGGAUGGGCCUGGACCUCCGUCCACACAACCACCUCCAACACUAUGACAUGCUCAAGGACAUGUGGGUGUCACUAGCACCCAUGCCCACCCCGAGAUAUGCUGCCACCUCCUUCCUCCGAGGCUCCAAGAUCUAUGUGCUAGGGGGACGACAGUCCAAGUAUGCAGUCAAUGCCUUUGAGGUCUUUGACAUUGAGACUCGCUCCUGGACCAAGUUCCCCAACAUUCCCAGCAAGCGGGCCUUCUCCAGCUUUGUGACCCUGGAUGACCGCCUCUUCAGCCUGGGGGGCCUGAGGCAGGGUCGGCUCUACCGGCAGCCCAAGUUCCUCCGGACCAUGGACGUGUUCGACAUGGAACAAGGCGGCUGGCUGAAGAUGGAACGCUCAUUCUUCCUCAAGAAGCGGCGGGCAGACUUUGUGGCCGGCUCUCUGAGCGGACGGGUCAUAGUGGCCGGAGGACUCGGGAACCAACCCACGGUCCUGGAGACGGCAGAGGCAUUCCACCCGGGGAAGAACAAGUGGGAGGCGCUCCCCACCAUGCCCACGCCCCGCUGCGCCUGCUCCAGCAUUGUCAUCAAGAAUUGCCUCCUGGCCGUGGGGGGCGUCAGCCAGGGUCUGAGCGACGCCGUGGAAGCCCUAUGCGUCUCUGACUCCUAGCUGCCCCCGGGCCUGGCGCCUCGGCCCCAGACCAGACCACUUCACUCUUGACGACAGACAUGGUCUCAUCAGAGCAGUUUGGGUGACUUCCCAGGAUGCCAGCUCCUGUCCGCAACUAGGGGGGUCAGGCCCUAGGGGCUCUGGGGGACCUCCCUCCACCUCCAAACUGUAUCGAUCCCAGGAAACCGUAAGAAGACACGCUGACUCCGCCAGCCUGCAGCUGGAGCCCAGCCCAGCUCUGAGGAGGCUCCUCCCCUCCUGCUCAGGCAGAGGAAGGCCCAGGAGUACCUGCUACCUCCCCUUCCUGUGAGUUCCACCUCCCCCAGUGGCCAGGGCAGGAGGUGGGUGGGUCAGAAGACCACGGCUAUCACUGUCUUCUCCCCAGCUCUGUGCUAGUUUGAGGGUCUCUAGGGAUGGAAAAUGGUGAGGGGGUUGCAAGGAGUCCGGAACCCGUCUUCUCUCCCAUGAUUCGCAUCCCUAACCCGUUUGGCGGUCCGCAGCGGGCUGCCCUCGCCCUCAUCUGCUCAGCGACUCAGCUCUGGAGCAGAGGCCGCUGAGCUGGAAGGGAAGUCAGGUUCAAAUGGAUCAGUCCAGGUCAGCAGCCUCGGCCAGCAAGAUCCCAGGCCUCUUGGGUCCUUGAUGGGAACGCGAUGAUGAGGAAGGAGCAGACACUCAGCCCAGGCUCUGCUUCCCGCUUCUCUCCUCACUCACUGUCUCCUUCCGCCACCCCUCCCUGGCUCUUUUGUCCCCAGCGUUCCUGGAGCGUUUCUGUACAAAACCUUCUCGUGUACACUGUGGCAUCAAAAUCCACAAAGUCUGGAUUGACUACACCCGGGUUAACAGCAGCAGCACAAUGAUUAAAAUCUAUAUUCCUA
Messenger RNA from Neogale vison (American mink), 1928 nucleotides. It is a transcript of the gene KLHDC8A, whose product is annotated as kelch domain containing 8A. Bases 1 to 1053 code for a protein of 350 amino acids. Lineage: Eukaryota; Metazoa; Chordata; Mammalia; Carnivora; Mustelidae. The record is from RefSeq and is a predicted model, not a curated record. The transcript is spliced from 5 exons. Gene Ontology annotation, molecular function: protein binding.